Aspergillus terreus NIH2624 is the source of this 450-nucleotide messenger RNA. RefSeq lists its product as uncharacterized. The record is from RefSeq and is a predicted model, not a curated record. Gene Ontology annotation, biological process: transmembrane transport. The transcript is spliced from 2 exons. The coding region runs from base 1 to 450 and encodes 149 amino acids. Gene Ontology annotation, molecular function: transmembrane transporter activity. NCBI's taxonomy places the organism in Eukaryota, Fungi, Ascomycota, Eurotiomycetes, Eurotiales, Aspergillaceae.
AUGGCUGGCGCAACGACCACACCAGCCCUUGGCAGACACUGGACUGUUCUGGCCAUGGUCUGUAGUAUGAUGUGGGCUAUAUAUUUCAUCUAUAGUCUUCCCGCAUCGCUAUCCGUUCCCCUGUCCGCCCACCUCGCUCUUGCAGAGUCCCAAUAUGCCUACCUGAUAUCGGCUUUGUAUACUACUUAUGCGGUCCCAAACACCGUCCUCCCGGCUUUCUCUGGGCCCUUAGUGCAGCGCUGCGGAUCCAAAGCAGUUCUUCUCACGACCGCUACUAGUGUGGCAAUGGGCCAACUGCUCUUUGCCUUGGCCGUUCAGGUCCGUUCUCAGCUGUGGAUGAUACUUGGGCGUGUUUUUAUCGGACUGGGCGCCGAGGUGAUUGGCGUGCUAGGGAGCGAAAUUAUUGCACGAUGGUUCAAGUACGGUUCCCUCAUGACUAUUCCCGUUUAA